Funneliformis geosporum is the source of this 216-nucleotide messenger RNA. The record is from the annotation of a GenBank genome assembly. Lineage: Eukaryota; Fungi; Glomeromycota; Glomeromycetes; Glomerales; Glomeraceae.
GCUAAUACUUCCCAAGAGACCACAUCGACGGAAGUGUUUGGCACCUCGAUGUCGACUCAUCAUAUCCUGGAGUUGGGUUCAGAACGUCGUGAGACAGUUUGGUCCCUAUCUGUUGUGGGCGUAGGAAAUUUGCGAAGCGCUGCUCCUAGUACGAGAGGACCGGAGUGGACUGACCAAUGGUGUACCAGUUGUCACGUCAGUGGCACGGCUGGAUAG